AUGGAUGUCCCGGAGCCCAAUGAGUCGCCUUUCACGGCCGUCUCGGCCCACACCUCCAAACUGACCAGACACUAUCAAGCCUGGCUCGAUGCCUCGACUCCCUACACCACAUACCGCUGGGUUGGCUCCGGUGUUCUUCUGUUCAUCUUCUUCCUGCGCAUCGUCUUCGCGCAAGGAUGGUACAUCGUGGCCUACACCCUCGGAAUCUACCUCCUCAACCUCUUCCUCGCCUUCCUCACCCCCAAAUUCGACCCCUCCCUGACCCAGGAUGAAGGCCUGGAAGACGGCGACGCCGGCUCCCCCAGCCUACCCACCAAGCGGGACGAAGAGUUCCGUCCUUUCAUCCGACGUCUGCCGGAGUUCAAGUUCUGGCACUCCGCCACCCGCGCCAUCGCCAUCGGCUUCGUGUGCAGUUGGUUCUCCAUGUUCGAUAUCCCCGUCUUCUGGCCCGUCCUGGUGAUGUACUGGAUCAUCCUGUUCGUGUUGACUAUGCGCCGCCAGAUCCAGCACAUGAUCAAGUAUCGCUAUGUGCCUUUCUCCUUCGGCAAGACCCGCUACGGCCGCUCAUGA
Molecule: messenger RNA, 570 nt
Organism: Penicillium manginii
Lineage: Eukaryota; Fungi; Ascomycota; Eurotiomycetes; Eurotiales; Aspergillaceae
Product: Rer1 family protein
Exons: 3
Coding region: 1-570 (189 amino acids)
Biological process (GO): protein retention in ER lumen; retrograde vesicle-mediated transport, Golgi to endoplasmic reticulum
Cellular component (GO): Golgi membrane
Source: RefSeq, a predicted model, not a curated record